AUGACCACAGCGAAGUCCGUCUCGGAAACCGCCCGGGAGCGCGAGACCUUCAAAUAUGAUCGUCUAGAGGCGACCUCGGCGGCGCUCAAUGACCCCCAGCGCCCGAUCCCGACGACCCUCCUGUCUUCCGCUCCGGACUCAGCCCUCACCGCAUUCGCACAGCUCGGAGCCUUCCGCCUCAAUGCCUCCCGCGCCCUGAUCUCUCUAUUCGACCGGCACCGCCAGCACAUUGUCGCCGAGGCUGCUUGCUCCUCGCCCCUGCGCCCGAAAACUGCCCCCAAGAACAACGAACUAUGGCUGUGUGGCACCUCUAUCCCGCGCUCCUUCGGCAUCUGCGAGCAUGUCCUCACCAGUGCCCCGACCCUCCCAACGCCCUGGGAGGAGUCCUCUGAGAACAAAUUUGACCAGCUCCCGGUCUCCGUUGUUCCGGAUCUGGGCCACGAUGGUAGAUUCUGCGACCGCCCCUUCAUCGAGGACAAGCCGUACAACCGCUUCUACGCUGGGGUGCCCAUCCGCUCGCCCACGGGAAUCAACAUUGGCGUGUAUUGCAUCUUUGACGACAAGCCGAGAGAUGGCCUCACCGAAGAAGAGAAGGAGUUCCUGCAGGCAAUGUCACGGACCGUCAUGGACUACUUGGAGCUGAAGCGGUCGAACGAGCUGCAUCGACGCACUGAGCGCAUGGUCUGCGGCAUGGGCAACUUCGUCGAGGGCGAGGCGACCUUGUCGAGCUGGCACCUGAACCCCAAUCCGUCGUCCUUCAUGGACAUUCCCGGCGUCAAGGAGGGCGCUUUGAACCGCAAACAGCAGACUGUACGCCGCGACUCGGAGCCGGAUGUCCUCCAGCAGAUCAAGCGGCCGAUCUUACAACAUAGAACUGCCACCGCCGAGAGCGUCCUGUCUCUGACCGAUCCGAAGCUUACGCCUGGCAUGCCGUCGCGUGACGGCACCCAAGUGUCGCGCGUUAGCUCGACCGAUAUGCGGAUGGCCGAAGUCGGUCUCGUCUUCUCCAAAGCCGCCAAUAUUAUUCGGCAAUCCCUUGAGGUGGAAGGAACGGUCUUCCUCGAUGCCACCGUCCGUUCGUUUGGCGGUCUCGUGGGCAAUGCGCGGCCAAAACGGUCGCCGCCCGUGCUCGGGAGAGCGGCUUUGCAGGACUCCAGCCCCGAGGAGGGAAGCCACGCCUCGCUCAGCGACCUGGAAGAAGAGCCGUGCAAAGUCUUGGGAUUCUCGACCUCCCAAACAUCCAGCAUUAACGGAGACGCGCCCCAUGACUUUGGUGAGCUCUCAGACACGAUGUUCCACCGCUUGCUUCGUCGCUACCCGCACGGCAAGAUAUUCAAUUUCGAGGACGAUGGCGCGGCUACUUCGGACGACAAUACGGAGAAUGAUGCUGAAAGCACUGUUUCGAAACCCACCCAGACUCCCACUCUAGCAAAGUGGGAUGCAUCCAAGCAUAUUAUCAAGAUGUUUCCAGGCGCGCGGAGUGUGGCUCUCGUUCCACUGUGGGAUUCAACACGCAAUCGCUGGUAUGGCGGCGGCUUCAUCUGGACCAAGACCCCGACUCGAAACUUCACUGUGGAAGGCGAGCUGGGCUUCCUUCGAGUUUUCGCCUUGACUACCAUGGCGGAAGUGACGCGGCUCAAUACAACGGCCGCGGAUAAGGUCAAGACCAGUAUCCUCGGUUCUCUGAGCCACGAAAUGAGAAGUCCCCUACAUGGACUCGUCGGGGCUGCGGAGCUACUACGAGACACUGAUCUGGACACGGCCCAAACAAGCGUUCUUCACACGAUUGAGACAUCGGGCAGGACUUUACUGGACACUAUUGAGCAUCUUCUCGAUUACAGUAAGAUCAAUCAUUACCUACAGUCGUCGACGACAGCCGAACGAAGAAACAGCACAUCCUGGCAGAGGCGGCCUUUGGCAGAAAACGGGUCGCUGCAAGUCCUCCCGAGGUCUGAGAACGUGGCUGUACGUCUUGACCUCCUAGUUGGAGAAGUUGUCGAAAGCGUCCUUGCAGGUUACAGCCACGAACGAAUGACGGUCAAGUCCUUCCACAAGCAGUCGGCAGCUCAGUCAGACAAUGGUAUGGAACGCCGAGGAGACUCUAUUGGAUCGGGCAUAUCUGCCAGACAGGACAGCCAAUUUGGAGAAGGCGCAAGCAAUACUGGAGCUGUGCAGAUAUACCUCGACAUCGACCCGUCUGCAGGAUGGGUUUUCCUUACGCACCCAGGUGCUUUCAGACGUAUCGUGAUGAAUUUAUUCGGCAACUCCUUGAAGUUUACUAGCUCAGGCUUUAUUAAGAUUGCAUUGGCACAAGAAGCUAUUUCCAGACGCCAGCCGGGUAUGGGAUCCAAGGUCGUCCUCACUGUCUCUGACACAGGAAAGGGCAUCGGCGAGGAAUACCUCCGCAACAAUCUGUUUACCCCGUUCUGCCAGGAAGACCAUUUUGCUCCUGGCACUGGCCUGGGUCUCAGUCUUGUUCGGCAAAUCACCACUACCCUUGGAGGGAGUAUCAACGUCGCGAGCCAGGUAGGCUGCGGCACCACCAUCACAGUAUCCUUCCCGCUGCCGCGCGGCGAGCAAGAUACAAAUGACGCUGGGCAGUUCGAAAAGGAAGUCAAGUCGUUUUCUGGGGUGCGCGUGGGCCUCCACGGUUUCAGCGCGACUCGCAACACGGCGAAUGAUGUGCAAUUGGACGAAAACGUCAACUCAUCGCAGACGGACCUGAUGCGCAAUAUCUGUCAUGACUUGCUGCAUCUCGAAGUUUCAUCCGACUCGGACGCUCAGCACGAUGUGCCCGAUUGUAUUAUUCACGGCGAUGCCAGCACGUCAGUGGCGGAGCUGGAGAGCUUGGCAAUGGUUGCAUCGAAACCCGUGAUUGCCGUCUGUCCGACGCCGACGAUUGCGCACAAAAUGGCCAAGAUAGCUAAGAAAAUGGACUCACACGCAACACUUGAGUUCAUUAUUGAACCUCGGAAACUUGCGACGACUCUUUCUCGCUGCCUUACGCGACACGAUGAGGCGCUGAAGAAGGCGGCCGAGCUCCCUCUAUCUGCAUCUGCAUCGGCAGCCGAAGAUCUCAAUCCUGAACCCGUUAUCGAGAUCCAGCCUCUAAUAGGCAAUGAGCCCAAGGUUGUAACUGUGGUGUCCGCGGCGCACCUUCCUGCACAAAUGACCACAGAGGUGCCAAUCAGGGCGGUGCCGGUUGCGAUCGCGCCUGAAGUCACCAUCGUCAAGCCCGCUGAGACACUCCCUGGUAUUCUUCUGGUUGACGACAAUCUCAUCAACUUGAAGAUUCUCACCGCAUAUAUGAAGAAGCUCAAGCUCCCCUAUAGCACCGCCGUCCAUGGCCUCGAGGCGCUGGAGAAGUACAGUGCGUGUCCGAGCCACUACAGCUGCGUCGUCACGGACAUCUCCAUGCCCGUCAUGGAUGGCCUCGAGGCCACGCGUCGGAUAAGGGAGUUUGAGCGCGCAAGCCAGAUUAGACCUGUCCCUGUCAUUGCCCUCACUGGCCUCGUCGGCAGGGAUAUCGAACAAGACUCGUUCGCUAGCGGCGUCAACGUCUUCCUGACGAGACCGGUCACUGUGAAGAAGUUGAUGGAUGCGUUGAAGAGCUUGGGAUUGGGAUGA
Molecule: messenger RNA, 3627 nt
Organism: Phaeoacremonium minimum UCRPA7
Lineage: Eukaryota; Fungi; Ascomycota; Sordariomycetes; Togniniales; Togniniaceae
Product: putative histidine kinase g7 protein
Exons: 5
Coding region: 1-3627 (1208 amino acids)
Biological process (GO): phosphorylation; phosphorelay signal transduction system
Molecular function (GO): phosphorelay sensor kinase activity; protein binding
Source: RefSeq, a predicted model, not a curated record